Molecule: messenger RNA, 844 nt
Organism: Schistosoma bovis
Lineage: Eukaryota; Metazoa; Platyhelminthes; Trematoda; Strigeidida; Schistosomatidae
Source: the annotation of a GenBank genome assembly
GAAGACCAGAUAUGAUAUAUGUCACACACUUAAAUAAAAUAAUAUGAUGGCCACCUCUAAUGAAGAUGAUACUAAACGAGAGAAAUUAGUUGAACGAGUUCGUACAUCAGUUAUAGUAUUUUGGAUUUUAUCUAUUAUAUUUCUAAUAAUAGGUAUAACAGUACUGUCUAUGUAUCAUAAUUUAAAUGAUUCAUCUCAAUACGCUGGUACUAUCGCUGGAACAUUUUUCUUAGUUUUUAGUAUACCAUUAAUUAUAUGCAGUGGUUUUUUAACUAGUGCAUUAUUAAUUAUACAAGAAUCGAUUCAAGAUGAACGGGAUUAUCGAUGUCGUGAUCCAGAAUUUUAUAAAGAUAUUCCCUAUCCACGUCAACCAUUUAAACCAGUACCGACAACAUCGUCAUUGCCUACUCCAUAUCCUUCUGCACCUAUUCCACAAUUUGAAAAUUUUUCGAAACCUUCUCUAUCACCAAUUCCAUAUAGAAUUCCAAGUCCUCCAAGUUAUCAUUCAGCAGUUACAUUGACUAAUUGAUCAAGUGCUUAUGAUGAAUUAACCAAUUAAAGUUAAACAAUGAUACAUUUUUCCUUAGAAAAAAACAACAAUACCGUAAUCAUCAAGAAAAAAAGAUUGAAGGCGCGCGCGCUCGUGCACACACACAGACGCACGCAUGAAAAGUUUUCAUCCCAUCAAUUGACAAUUUAACAAGAAACAAAUUAUUUUCUGAACAAAAUUUGUAUAUUUAUUUGCAUGUACAAUGUAUUUUGUAACUAACCUUAAAUGAUAUACUUACCAAUAUAUAUUUAUAUACUGUAUUACUUACGACUGUUACUCCCAAUGGAGCAUAGG